This is a messenger RNA of Prorocentrum cordatum, 1579 nucleotides long. The record is from the annotation of a GenBank genome assembly. Lineage: Eukaryota; Dinophyceae; Prorocentrales; Prorocentraceae.
GGAGUGACGCCGGCUGCGCGCGCGCUGCAGCGGGGCGGCCACCACGAGGUCAGGGGCAGGCUCCGGACCGACUCUGGCAUCGAGGACGAGGCCCAGCAGAUGCUGCAGGACACCGAGCGGAUCUGCCGGGCCAACGCCAGCCGCUUCGUGGACCGGGACUUCCAGCAGCCCGUGCAGGGAAUGUUCACGUUCGGGAGGAAGCACCAGAUCCAUGCGUGGCUCCCGCCGCAGGAGAUCACCUGCCACGACGGGCAGCCCUUGACGAGCGACCCCUCCAGGGGCCUGACGAGCGCGGAGUUCGAGAAGGCGGACUGGCGGCUGUUCCGCGGCCCGCCCCGGGCGGUGGACGUGCAGCAGGGCGAGCUGGGGGACUGCUGGUUCCUCUCGUCCCUGGCCUGCCUCGCAGACUUCCAGGCGAUGGCGCGGGAGGUUCUGCGGGGCGCGGCUGGUGCCCGUGCCUCGGCAGACCGUCUGGUGCAGAAGUUGGUCAAGCAGCACGCGGAGUCCCGCGAGGAUGCCGACUCCCUGAGGCGCACCCUUCGGCAGCUCCUGGGCGGCUUCGAGGAUCUCAUCGGGGACGCGGAGCUGGCGGACCGCGUGGUGGCGCUGAUUCCUGCCUUGCGCGCACUCCUGAAGGGCGAGACGCCCUCGCCCGAGGACGUGCUCAGGCGCAACGUCGCACUGCACGCCGACGCCGAGGGCGAGAGCGUGGCAGAGGCGCGGCCCGCGCGCCUUCGGCAGAUGCAGAGGAGCGCGCGUCUCGAAGCUCGUCGGCAGGGCGUCGGUGGCGCGGAGGUGCUCGGGCAGAAGCUGUGCGCCGUGGCGGGCAACCCGGCCGUGCUUCGCGAGCAGGCUGCCCCGUUCUGGCCGCGGCACCCCCCGGGAGUCUGGGAGCAGCUGGACGGCGCCGGCUGGGAGAGCAGGACUGCGAGCGGUGCUGCACGCGCGGAGGCGCGGCCGCCGCGGGCGCGGGACGCCUUCCUCACGGUCCAGCGCGCUGGGCCUUGGGAGCCGCUGCCCCCCGUGUGCAUCCGCUGCACGUGUGGCGCCGCGGUCUUCGCCUCGGCUGGCCGUUCCAGCCCCGUGGGCAGUGCGGCCGACUCGGCCGAGUUCGACUACCAGGAGGUGGGUGCUGCCGACGCUGAAGUGGAUACGACCUGCUCGGUGUCGGAGGCGGCGCCACAGGCCAGCGCUGCGGUUCUGGCGUACCAGCACGCUCACCCUGCGGCGCGCCUCUCGGGAGGCGGCGGGGCCCUCGCGGCUCCUGUGGCUGGCGGCACUGGUCCUGGCGCUGGUUUCGAGGGCAGCCGCGUCCGCAGGAAGCGAGGUGCAAGCACGGGGCGGCGCGCCCGCCGCGUCCGCUUCGACCUGCGUCCCGCCGUCAUCGGCACGGCCUUCGAGGAGGAGUCGGAGGAGGCCCCCCCGCGCGGAGGCGGGGCUGGCGGCGUGGACGAGCCCGUCCGCGGUCUCUGGGCCUUCUUGGACGACCUCUCGGUAGCAUCGAUCGCCUGUGCUGCUCACGGGCCCUCGCUCGCGCUCGAGAGGCUCCUCGUCCUUGCCGAGGCCCAGGUGAAGGACG